Mastomys coucha (southern multimammate mouse) is the source of this 6430-nucleotide messenger RNA. It is a transcript of the gene Mapt, whose product is annotated as microtubule associated protein tau. Bases 269 to 2524 code for a protein of 751 amino acids. Gene Ontology annotation, biological process: neuron projection development; microtubule cytoskeleton organization. NCBI's taxonomy places the organism in Eukaryota, Metazoa, Chordata, Mammalia, Rodentia, Muridae. Gene Ontology annotation, molecular function: microtubule binding. The record is from RefSeq and is a predicted model, not a curated record. Gene Ontology annotation, cellular component: neuron projection. The transcript has 14 exons.
CCCGCACAGGCCUCAGCGCCCGCCCGCCCCUCCCCUAAGGAGGUUCGCGCUCCCGUGGCUCGCGCCUGCGCCGCCCUCCGGCUUCGGGGACGCGCUCUCUCGGCCGCGCGUGCGCGCGCUCGCAGUCUCCGCCACCCACCACCUCCAGCACCAGCAGCCGCGCCGCCGCCACCGCCCACCUUCUGCCGCCGCCGCCGCCACAACCACCUUCUCCUCCGCUGUCCUCUUCUGUCCUCGCCUUCUGUCGAUUAUCAGGCUUUGAACCAGUAUGGCUGAACCCCGCCAGGAGUUUGACACAAUGGAAGACCAUGCCGGAGAUUACACUCUGCUCCAAGACCAAGAGGGAGACAUGGACCAUGGCUUAAAAGAGUCUCCCCCACAGCCCCCCGCCGAUGAUGGAUCGGAGGAACCAGGGUCGGAGACCUCCGAUGCUAAGAGCACUCCAACUGCAGAAGACGUGACUGCGCCCCUAGUGGAUGAGAGAGCUCCCGACAAGCAGGCCGCUGCCCAGCCCCACUCGGAGAUCCCAGAAGGAACCACAGCUGAAGAAGCAGGCAUUGGAGACACCCCGAACCUGGAGGACCAAGCCGCUGGGCACGUGACUCAAGAACCGGAGAAGGUCGAGAUUUUCUCACAAAGUUUGCUUGUCGAACCAGGGCGUCGUGAAGGCCAGGCCCCAGAUUCAGGGAUCUCAGACUGGACCGGCCAACAGGUGCCUAGCAUAUCUGGGGCUCCCCUCCUGCCACAAGGCCUCAGAGAGGCUACAUGCCAGCCUUCGGGAACAAGACCUGCGGAUGUAGAGAGAAGCCACCUGGCCUCUGAGCUGCUGCAGCAAGGGCCACCUCAGAAGGAAGGCUGGGGCCAGAACAGGCUGGGGAGUGAGGAGGAGGAGGAGGUGGAUGAAGAUGUCACCGUGGAUGAAUCGUCCCAGGACUCCCCUCCCUCCCAGGCCUCCCUGGCUCCUGGCAGCGCAGCCCCUAAGGCAGGCUCUGUCUCUGUCUCGGGGGAGACUGCUGGCAUGCCUGGGUUCCCAGCUGAGGGUUCCAUCCCACUUCCUGCCGAUUUCUUCUCCAAAGUCUCCACAGAGACCCAGGCCUCGCAGCCGGAGGGGCCUAGCACGGGGCCCGUGGAGGAAGGGCACGAGGCUGCUCCUGAGUUCACGUUCCAUGUGGAAAUCAAAGCCAGCACACCGAAGGAACAGGAUUUGGAAAGGGCUACAGUGGUUGGGGCCCCUGGCGAGGAACAAACGGCCCAGGGCCCCUCUGUGGGAAUGGGUACCAAAGAGGCUAGCCAUCAGGAACUUCCCGACAAGCAACCUGCAGCAGGCCUGCCAGGAAGGCCAGUCAGUCGGGUUCCUCAACUUAAAGCUCGUGUGGCCAGUGUAAGCAAAGACAGGACAGGAAAUGACGAGAAGAAAGCCAAGACAUCCACACCUUCCUGUGCUAAAUCCCUGAGCAAUAGGCCCUGCCUUAGCCCCACACGCCCCACUCCUGGUAGCUCAGACCCUUUGAUCAAACCCUCCAGCCCUGCCGUGUGCCCUGAGCCAGCCACCUCUCCUAAACACGUCUCUUCUGUCACACCCCGAAAUGGCAGUCCUGGAACAAAGCAGAUGAAACUCAAGGGUGCUGAUGGCAAAACCGGGGCGAAGACUGCCACACCUCGGGGAGCAGCCCCUCCGGGCCAGAAAGGCACGUCCAAUGCCACCAGGAUCCCAGCCAAGACCACGCCCAGCCCAAAGACUCCUCCCGGGUCAGGUGAACCACCAAAAUCCGGAGAACGAAGCGGCUACAGCAGCCCCGGCUCUCCGGGAACGCCUGGCAGUCGCUCCCGCACCCCAUCCCUACCAACGCCCCCCACCCGAGAGCCCAAGAAGGUGGCAGUGGUCCGCACUCCCCCUAAGUCACCGUCUGCCAGUAAGAGCCGCUUGCAGACUGCCCCUGUGCCCAUGCCAGACCUAAAGAACGUCAGGUCGAAGAUUGGCUCCACUGAGAACCUGAAGCACCAGCCAGGAGGCGGCAAGGUGCAGAUAAUUAAUAAGAAGCUGGAUCUUAGCAACGUCCAGUCCAAGUGUGGCUCGAAGGACAAUAUCAAACACGUCCCGGGCGGAGGCAGUGUGCAAAUAGUCUACAAGCCAGUGGACCUGAGCAAGGUGACCUCCAAGUGUGGCUCAUUAGGGAACAUCCAUCACAAGCCAGGAGGUGGCCAGGUGGAAGUAAAAUCAGAGAAGCUGGACUUUAAGGACAGAGUCCAGUCGAAGAUUGGCUCCUUGGAUAACAUCACCCAUGUCCCCGGAGGAGGGAAUAAGAAGAUUGAAACCCACAAGCUGACCUUCAGGGAGAAUGCCAAAGCUAAGACAGACCAUGGAGCAGAAAUCGUGUAUAAGUCCCCCGUGGUGUCUGGGGAUACAUCUCCACGGCAUCUCAGCAACGUGUCCUCCACGGGCAGCAUUGACAUGGUGGACUCACCACAGCUUGCCACACUAGCUGAUGAAGUGUCUGCUUCCUUGGCCAAGCAGGGUUUGUGAUCAGGCCCCUGGGGCAGUCAAUAAUCAUGGAGAGAAGAGAGAGUGAGAGUGUGGAAAAAAAAAAAAAAAAAGAAUGACCUGGCCCCUCACCCUCUGCCCUCCCCGCUGCUCCUCAUAGACAGGCUGACCAGCUUGUCACCUAACCUGCUUUUGUGGCUCAGCUUUGGCUCGGGACUUCAAAAUCAGUGAUGGGAAAAAAAGAGUAAAUUUCAUCUUUCCAAAUUGAUUUGUGGGCUAGUAAUAAAAUAUUUUUAAGAAAAAAAAAACAUGUAAAAACAUGGCCAAAAAAUCUAGCAUUUCCUUGGGCAAUUGCUAAUUGAUUUCCCCCCCCCAACCCCACCCUCCCUUCUGAGUAUUAGAGGGUGAAGGAGGCUCUGGAGGCUGAGGGACUAGGGCAGCUAAUUGCCCACAGCCCCAUCCUAGGGGCUUCAGGGACAGCGGCAGCAAUGAGAGACUUAAGACUUGGUGUGUUCGUGGAGCCUUUGGCAGGUGGUGUUGACUUUGUGUGGGUGUGAGUGAGGACUGAGACAGCAAAGGCUGAGAGAUGGCUGGGCUGUAGUCAGAGAGAGGUGAGGAAGGCAUGUUGGGAGAGGGGACACUGACUACUACUGCCAAGUAGCUUGGGAAGCAGAGAUAGCCACAGCUGCCUGCAGCUGUCUUAGCUUGCACAGAUGGCUGCUUGUUAAAGCACUGUGGGGUUCAGUGGGUGUGCGUGGCCCCUCUUCUGAAGAGCAGCCUGUGGGAGAAGGGGGAUUGGGCAGAAGGAAGGUCAACCAGAAGGUAGCACCUUGUAGAUCGGGUCUCUGAAGGCUGAUCUUGACAUCCCAGAGCACACUGGUUUCUUCCCUCCCCACAGGGUGGGAAGUCCUGAGCCUAGGGGUUUUCCUUUGCUCAAACCACAGGAAAAGCUCAAACUUUACUGAGUUCUGAAGUUUGGAACUACAGCCAUGAUGUUGGCCACCAUAUAGACCUGGGACUUUAGGGCUAACUAGUUCUUUGUAAGGACUUGUGCCUCUUGGGGGACAUCUGCCUGUUCUCAAGCCUGGUCCUCUGGCACUUCUGCAGUGUGAGGGAUGGGGUUGGUAUUCUGGGAUGUGUGGGUCCCAGGCCUCCCAUCCCUCAUGCAGCCACUGUAUCCCCUCUCCCUGUUCCAUCAUGCCCACGUCUGCCACGAGAGCCAGUCACUGCCGUCCGUAUAUCAUGUCUCACUGUCCUGAGUGCCCAGCUUGCCCCAGCCCCAUCCCUGGCCCCUGGGUAGAUAUGGGCAAUACCUACUCUACACUAGGGGUUGGAGUCCAGGGAAGGCAAAGAUUUGGGCCUCAGUCUCUAGUCCUACGUUACACGAAUCCAACCAGUGUGCCUCCCACAAGGAACCUUACAACCGUGUUUGGUUCAUUCCAUCACUUCCCAUCCUGGAUGGGAGCCAGUGUGUGCUUGGAGAUGACCCUGGGUACCUCUGUUUUUUUUUUUUUUUUUUUUUUUUUUAAAAAAAACUUAAGUGUUUGCCUCCUAGGCCUGACUCCCUUCUUGUGUUGAGCUGGAGGCAGCCAAGUCAGGUGCCAAUGUCCUGGCAUCAGUAUGAACAGUCAAGAGUCCCAGGGCAGGGCCACACUUCUCCCAUCUUCCACUUCCACCCCAGCUUGUGAUUGCUAGCCUCCCAGAGCUCAGCCGCCAUUAAGUCCCCAUGCACGUAAUCAGUCUCUACACCCCAGUUUGGGGAACAUACCCCUUGAUUGAAGUGUUUUUUCCUCCGGUCCCAUGGAAACAGUGCUGCCUGCCCUGCUGGAGCAGCCAGCCACCUCUAUAGAUGCAGCCCUUUCUUUCCUGUCUGCACCCUGUUGCAUUGUUGUUGGAUUUGUCUGUUUGUCUGGGUUCACCAGAGUGACUAUGAUAGUGAAAAGAAAAGAAAGAUAAAGAAAAAAGAAAAAAAAAAAGGACGCAUGUAUCUUGAAAUAUUUGUCAAAAGGUUCUAGCCCGCCACAGGAGAUGGAGGGUGUGGGCAUCACUUGGCUCCUUCGUGACUUGGCUCCAGGCCAGUGCAGUGCUACUGGGACAUCCCAUGUUUUGAAGGGUUUCUUCUGCAUCUGGGACCUCACAGACACUGGAUUGUGACAUUGGAGGUCUAUGACAUUGGCCAAGGCCUGAAGCACAGGACCAGCUAGAGGCAGCAGGCUCCACCUGUCAGGAAGAGCUUGUGGCUGGCCUGUUUUGUAGAGUGAAGAUGGUCCUCUCUAAUCACAACUUCAAGUCCCCACAGCAGCCUUGAAAGACAUCUAAGAACUCUUGCAUCACAAGAGCAAAGGACACCAGUACCAGGGAGGGUGACCCUAGAGAUUCCACGCUCUCCAGUAGAAUCCUGGGCCUUCUCCAAGCCUUGGCCUCUUCACCAUAGGGUUUGGGAUAGACUGCCCCACGGACGAAGGGGAAGUCUUGGGAGACUCCCUUGUUUCCAAGGUGUCAGCCCCCUGACCUUGCAAUGACCUCCUACAGCUGCAGGGACUAGGCCUUUGAAGACUAGGACCCUCAGGCCCAGGUCGACCACUUCUGGCUUGGGUAAGUUAAGGACAAUGUGGAGAAUAGGAGGAAGCAGCCAGUCUUUCCCAUUAAAGAACUCUGAGUGCCCAGAGCUACCUAUUGUGAGCCUCCCCACUGCUGAUGGACCUUAGCUCUCUGUAGAAGUGAAAAGUCCGAGGGAGGAAAAAAAAAAAGCAAGUGUGGUUUGACGGUCCGUGGGCCCCUCAUCAUGGUUACCUGUUGUGGUUCUCUCUUACACCCAUUUACCCAUCCUGCAGUUCCUGUCCUUGAAUUGGGGGGCGGGGUACUCUGCCAUAUCUCUUGUAGGGCAGUCAGCCCAAAAAUCGUGGUUUGGAGUGAUCUGGUCAGUGCUGAUAGGCAGUUUACAAAGGGAUUCUGGCUUGUUACUUCAGUAAGGACAAUCCUCCAGGGCCCUGGCACCUGUCCUUUCUUUCCAUGCCUCUCCACUCCAGAGCCAAUGUCUUUGGGUGGGCUAGAUAGGGUAUACAAUUUGCCUGGUUCCUCCAAGCUCUUAAUUCACUUUAUCAAUAGUUUCCAUUUAAACUGACUUCAAGGAUAAGAGUGUAUCCCAUUUGAGAUUGCUUGUGUUGUGGGGGAAGGGUGGGGGAGGAAGAGGGAUAUGUUAAGAUAAUUCACAUGGGCAAAGGGAAGUCUUGGAGUGUAGCCGUUAAUCCAUCUUGUAACCCCAUUCAUGACUUUGACCACUUGCUAGAGAGAAGAGGUGAGGCUAGAAUUUGGAGGUUUGGUUGUCCCACUGAUAGAGGCAGAGGCAGCCAGCUAGGUCCCUGCCUUCCCAGCCAGGUGCAGCUCUCAGGUUUGUGUAGGAAAUCUAUGAACUGCUCUUCCUGCUGCCUUCUUGUGGUGCCCAGAGCCCACAGUCAAUGCCUCCUCAAAACCCUGGCUUCCUUCCCUCUAAUCCACUGGCACAUCAUUAUCACCUCUGGACUGACUUCAGAUCCAUAGCCUACACACUGCAAGCAGUGGCCUAGACCACUUCCUUUAUCCCUGUCUGUUCUCCAGGAAAGUAAGUGGGGAUGUGGGUGGAGGUAGUAAUCAACUAUAGAUCUGUGGCUUUAUGAGCCUUCAAACCUCUCUGGCUUCUGAAAGGGUUACUUUGGGCAGUAUUGCAAUCUCACCCUCCUGAUGGACUGUAGCCUGUGCAGUUACUGUGCUGGGCAUAUGAUCUCCAGUGCUUGCAAGUCCCAUGAUUUCUUUGGUGAUUCUGAGGGUGGGGGGAGGGACACGAAUCAUCUUAGCUUAGCUUCCUGUCUGUGAAUGUCCAUAUAGUGUAUUGUGUUUUAACAAAUGAUUUACACUGACUGUUGCUGUAAAAGUGAAUUUGGAAAUAAAGUUAUUACUGAUUAAACAAAA